Molecule: messenger RNA, 1251 nt
Organism: Closterium sp. Naga37s-1
Lineage: Eukaryota; Viridiplantae; Streptophyta; Zygnematophyceae; Desmidiales; Closteriaceae
Source: the annotation of a GenBank genome assembly
AUGCCCUUAGCUACUCUUGCCCGCGGCCUCGGCCUCAUCCUCUCCGCGAUGGUGAUUGAAGGCUGGCUUGAGCCAGAGCGCGUUGUCGUUGCGUCUGCGGUAUCUGGUAGGUGGCCGGCAGUGUCUGGCUCGAUGAAGCUGCCACUGCUGUCUGCACCAAAACCGCUUCCCUUUGCGCCCGAGGCUCCGAAUCCACCAAAGCCAGCUCUACCUGUCGCAGAGCCUCAACCUCUCGCUGCGGCUGCUCCUCACGCGCACGCUCUUGCUGGGCCUGCUCCCGUUGCUCGUGUUGCUCCCGUUGAGUCUCCGGCUCCCCUUGUCGUUGUUGAUGCCCCUCCGGGCGCUCCUAUCCUCACUGCGCCGCUUGCCUCCGUCGCCCACGCUGCACCGAUUGCUGCCAUUGGUUCGUCACCGCACGCGGUGUCCGCCACCACUGGCGGCCCGGGCCCGGGGGAGGUGGGGGGGGCCGUUGCGCUGUCGGCUCCUGUCCUACCGACUGUGGCGACAUCGGUGCCGCCCCCGGACGUCCAGGCGGUUCCUGAUCCUGCGCCGCUCGCUGCUGCUCCCCCUGCUCAGCGUCAGCCGUCUCCGGGCCGCCGGCAGCAUCGGCCUCACUCCCCUGCGCCACGUGAUGAGCGAGAGACGUCGCGGCGGCGACACGAUUCUCCUCGGCCCCCCGUUCCUCCUCCUCCUACUCCCUCUGCAUCUGCUGCUGCUCAUGGUAACCGUAUGUGCCUGCCGUGGGUUCCUCCCGUGUCGGGUAUGGAGUUCGUGACCGCGGCAGGAGGACUGGUAACGGCGCAGUAUCCAUCUCUACUGCCCGUGGCUCCUGCUCCUCCGGCUGCAACGGUGCCGGUACAGCCGCUGGUGGGGCCAUCUCCUUCAGCCGUGGUGCCGGAGGCGUCUCUGGGGCAGCUAUGGCGCCUCUCUGAGGGUCUGCGGGCUGUGCACCUGAUUCAGGUGUAUGGUCACGCGGCUCUCUCCCAGGGUGUUCCUCUGGACGGUGGCCCUCGGGAAGAGUGCCCGGAUGCCGCUGAUCAGCUGGCCGAGCUCCUGGCGCCCGUGCUGGCUGUGCCCGCGCGGGGUGGAGUUGCGGGCGAUGGACAGCUUGGGACGGCAGUCCAUGGUCUGCGCCGGUUUUUGCGCGCAGGGAGUGCAGUCGACUUGAUCGGCGCAACCACAAUGGUGGUACGCGAGCUUCAUCGCUCUUUGACGGGUCUUCUCGCCGUCCUUGACGCGGAUCAGAUGUAG